AAGAAAAUGUUAGAGCACACCGGAUGUGCACUGGGAAAAAAGCCUGAGGCGUUUGGUUUUCAUUACUGUGUUAGCCGUGAUUUCAAGUCCCGCUUUUUUCAACGUAAAUUUAGAUAAUCCGCCCGUGCGAGCUGUGACUGUGUAAAGCGCAUGACUAAACAUUUCCCGCGCUGUGUUGUAUCGACGCAGGUUCAGUAACGUGAGAAAAGCAAACUGAAAAGAUGGCAAGUCUACUAGACGCUGCUAAGCCGAGAAUCAGCUGUUCCAUGCUAUCGCAGUAUAUCAGCAGAGCAGUCUGCUUCGUCGGGCGUGUUGAAAAGGUUCACCCAACCGGGAAAACGUUCACUGUGUCCGAUGGUGAAGGAAAGACUGCAACAGUAGAGAUGAACGAACCCCUUGAAGAAGAACUGAGUGGCAUUGUGGAGGUUAUUGGUAUGGUGUCCAACAAAGGAGUAAUCAUGUCCACCACAUACCACAUCCUACAGGAGGACAAAGGCAUUCCCUUUGAUUUAGAGCUGUAUAAUGAAGCCCUGAAGGUCAUCCAUGACUUCUCUCAGUACUACCCAUUUGAAGUGGCUGCCAGUGGAUGAAGAUUGGCUCCCUUGAUUUUGUGCCUCAUUUUAUUUGUGGGGGAAAAUAGUGUUGUACAAAACUUUUACAAUAAAUUCAAAACCUUUCAUCAUCAAA
Archocentrus centrarchus (flier cichlid) is the source of this 687-nucleotide messenger RNA. RefSeq names its product replication protein A3 (gene rpa3). Gene Ontology annotation, cellular component: site of double-strand break; DNA replication factor A complex; nucleus. The record is from RefSeq and is a predicted model, not a curated record. The coding region runs from base 222 to 590 and encodes 122 amino acids. Gene Ontology annotation, molecular function: single-stranded DNA binding; damaged DNA binding. The transcript has 4 exons. Lineage: Eukaryota; Metazoa; Chordata; Actinopteri; Cichliformes; Cichlidae. Gene Ontology annotation, biological process: double-strand break repair via homologous recombination; DNA replication; nucleotide-excision repair.